Molecule: messenger RNA, 1750 nt
Organism: Osmia bicornis bicornis
Lineage: Eukaryota; Metazoa; Arthropoda; Insecta; Hymenoptera; Megachilidae
Product: MAPK regulated corepressor interacting protein 2-like
Exons: 6
Coding region: 175-624 (149 amino acids)
Source: RefSeq, a predicted model, not a curated record
UUCACUCAUCGUGUAUUUCAUGCUGAUCAUUUCAACCCGUGUGGUUGAUCUGUUCGGUAGUGAUUUGAAUCGUGUGUGAUUUAGUUGAUUCUAAGCUAAGAAUUUAAGAUUAACCUCGGAUGAUCUGGUAUCGUAAAUAUAAUACGGAGUUAUUAUUGUGCUCUUACAAAGAACAUGUAUACUGUAUCAAAAGGACCUAGCAAAAUUGUCGCUAAGACAAGAAGAGGAAUAAGUCAGAAUCUCGAGAGGUUAGAGACUUUGCGCGAUUUAACGAGAAAAGCAGAUCCUGACGAUGACCAUGAGAGCACCCGCCACGUACCAAAACCAGUGUUUCAUAUGAAUGGAAAAUCUAAACUAAGUUCACAGAGGCAUCAAAUACAGGAAGUUAUUACACCUCAACACGAGGAACUUAUUAAAUUUGUUUAUGAAUCAUGGAACCAAGUUAAUACACGGCAAAGAAGUGAAUCUUCCGAUGGUUCAGAUUGUUCAGAACCUUCUAGUCCAAACUCUAUAGUAUAUUAUAAUGAUGGUGAACCAAAUGAUACUCUUCAAGAUUUUAAACCAUUUGAUUUGGAAUCAUGGUGGGGUAAACGAUUAUUUAAUAAUAUCACAAAAUCACUUUGAGAAAGAAAGAAAUCUGUAAAAGAUAUAAAGAUAUAAAUUGAAGUAGAAUAGAAUGGCAAACAGUGCUAAAAAUUAGCCUGAUUUAUGUUUUAAAUAUAACAUGAAAACAGUGAAUAAUAUAUAAACUUAAAGUUUGAAAAUGAAUUUAAUUUGCAAAAUUCCAAAGAAUUGCAAUUGGUGAACAUAACUGGUUAUAUAAUUCAUACAUAAUGUAUUUGUUACAAUUAAUUAUAUAUGAAUUUUUUUGUGAAAUUGCAAAUGUGGUUUUUAGUACACGUGAGGCUUGAAGCUUUGAAUUGAAAUUUAUUCAUUGAAAGUUUUGUACACAAGCACAUAUAUAUUUCUACUAUUACUGUAUAAAAACCUGCAUGAAAUAGUGUUUCUAUAAAAGUUUUUAAAAAACUUAUGUUAAUUUGUUAUGAUUUGAUAUAUAUUUUUGUUGACAGUAUCAUAUAAUUUUUUUAUUGUUACUACAGCUUUUUAAAGCUGCUUGAAUUUUAAAGAGUAUACAAGUGUACAGAAACUUUCUUUAAAUGUAAAAAAUAAUAUAAAAUUCAAAUUAAAUCAUAAACGAAUUAAUGUAAUACAAUCGUCAUUUUCGUUUGUAGAUUUUUAAAAUAGUGCAGGUGAAGACAUAGUUCAUAAAUACAUACCAGAUAGGGUUAAGUAUACAUAAAGAUCCCUGCGUGGUAUGAAUGCAGCGUGAAAAUAAUGAAUUUUUAAUCUCAGAAUGGUGUACAUAUUACAUGCAUUGGUUGUGUGAAUGCAUGAUACAUUGCUGAUAUCGUUACGACAAUUGUAUCUAAAUACUUUUAUGUAAACAACCUUUAGUAUAACUUUGUAGACUGAUAAUGUUUAAGAUUGUUAUAUGAUUACUAGACAAAAUGAACUUUGUCAUCAAUGUAUUUGCAGGCUUUGCAUUCUAAAUCUUUAUCCUAUAUUGAUCUGAAAUAAAUUGUUUUAACUUCAAUUUCACUUAAGAAAUUAACCACGAAGAUCUUUAAAUGAAAUUUUUGGUAUUUUUAAAAGAGCAAAGCUUGCAGACGUAGUCGAAAUGUAGUGUAAUAUUUGGCCGUUUUAAGGCUGAAUUAUGCAGUUAUAAAUAAAUGCAUCUUUAUAUACAGCA